This is a messenger RNA of Penaeus chinensis, 591 nucleotides long. RefSeq lists its product as uncharacterized. NCBI's taxonomy places the organism in Eukaryota, Metazoa, Arthropoda, Malacostraca, Decapoda, Penaeidae. The record is from RefSeq and is a predicted model, not a curated record. The transcript is spliced from 3 exons. The coding region runs from base 1 to 591 and encodes 196 amino acids.
AUGAAGCUCCUGGUUUUCGCAUUCGUAGCUGCUGCGUACGCUGCCCCUCAGGAGUACAGUCUGCCCAAGCCCUCUGGCCCUUCUUUUGACUCUGGAAGUUGUGGCAAUGGACAAGUGCGACACGUGGACGGCAGUUGCGUGACACCUCAAGUGAACAGCCGUGUGUUCCUGUACGAUGUGCCAGCAAACGAAGGUGUAGUCAAUCGGCCAAGCUACAUUCCGGAACCUAAAGUGGAACGCAAUAUCAUUUUUGUGAGACUUCCUGACGGCGCACAGGGACCAGAACCCAUCGUCGUACCACCGCCACAACAGCAACACGUCGUGUACGUCCUGAACAAGCAGUCAGACCAGGACCAGCGAGUGAUCGAAGUGCCAGCGCCGCCGCCAUCCAAACCCGAAGUGUUCUUCGUGAACUACGCAGAAGGAGAGAACCCGACUCUUCCCAGCGGAGUCGACCUCCAGACGGCGCUGAGUUCAGCUUCUCAGGGCGGCGGUCAAGUUAUUGGAGGCGGUGGUGUUGGAGGAGGAAUCGGAGGUGGAGUUGGAGGUGGAGUAGGAGGAGGCUGCAUUGUCAUCAUCCUAAAGUCCUAG